This is a messenger RNA of Raphanus sativus (radish), 4248 nucleotides long. RefSeq lists its product as uncharacterized. Gene Ontology annotation, molecular function: nucleic acid binding; RNA-DNA hybrid ribonuclease activity. Bases 1 to 4248 code for a protein of 1415 amino acids. Gene Ontology annotation, biological process: DNA integration. The record is from RefSeq and is a predicted model, not a curated record. NCBI's taxonomy places the organism in Eukaryota, Viridiplantae, Streptophyta, Magnoliopsida, Brassicales, Brassicaceae. The transcript is spliced from 4 exons.
AUGGAAGAAGAUACCAAGGCGAUAAUUCGAAAGCAGAACGCCGCCAAGCCUGCUGCAGCCAAGAGUGCGGGUGCUCGGACCGAGCCACACCAGCACGCACCAGGUGAUAAUGGCAGCAAAAAAGGGGGUCUCCUCUACGUCGUGGACGAGAACAACGCCCCUGUUUCAACCAUGGUCAUGCACGAUAAAAAAUGGAAUGUCUAUCAGCGAGAGACCGACUCUCCCGAUGCGUCUCCCAGUACCCCGAGUGCCGGUACCGUGGCUAAAGUCGACUCGGCGACGGGACCAACUAGAACGCCCAUCGAUCUCACGAAGCAUUGCAAGUAUCACGACGUCAAGGGACACGACACGACCGAGUGCAAAUCUCUCUACGCCCAGCAGUCGAAAGAUACGGAGAAAGCUGCCCGAGAAACCGACGAUGACGACGACUCGGCAGAUGACGAUCAGCCGACCAAUCGCCAGCGCAUCGAAGUUAUCCGCGCCCAACCGCAAGGAGAGAACGAAUCCGGAUCCUCGUCCGACGAGGACGACAACACGAAAACCCUAGACAACACUGCGGAUCUUUGGUCCCUCCUCGAGCGAAAGUUCCGACCCACUACCGUAGAAACACCGGCCUCCACCGAUCUCCGCCUACAGAUCAACUCAAAUCGAGCCGCGAGAACUUCAGCACAAGAGUCCUCUCACCAGCAGCCCGCUGAAAAGCCGAACUGCGAUUUGCGAGACAAACUCAACGCGAAGAUCGGUGAUCUGCGGACAACCCUCAACCGCAAGAAAAGGGAUACUGCCGAAACGAGUAACGACCUUCGCGACACCCUCCGUGCAAGGCGCGCACAGGCUCGUCCCCGAAUAAAUGUUAUCAUGGGUGGAUCACCCCCUUGCGGUGAUUCGGUUAGAGCAGUCAAGGACCAUAGAAGGCAAGCCACCACUUCCCAACGAUGGCCCCAGAAGCAAGUAGACGAUCAGCCGAUUAUCUUUUCGUCUGACGAUACAUUCGGCGUGCACCUUCCUCAUAACGAUCCUUUACUCGUCGUGCUCGGUGUCGACAAGUACGACGUCACUAAAGUUCUUAUCGAUACCGGGAGCUCUGUCGAUAUCAUCUUUCGCGAAACUCUCGUGAAAAUGGGAAUCGAUCUCAACGACGUCAAGCCUUCUACUCGGACCCUGACAGGAUUCAACGGCUCGUCAGAGGUAAUCGCAGGCACGAUCCGCCUCUCGGUUCAUGCAUGCGGAGUCACGCGAACGGUCAAGUUCUCUGUGGUUGGCUCCAAAGCUCCUUACCACGUUAUACUUGGCACCCCAUGGCUACAUUCGAUGCGAGCAAUCACAUCAACGUACCAUCAGUGUGUUAAGUUCCCAGGAUCAGACGGAUCGAUCAAGACUCUGAAAGGCGACCAGCAGGCUGCGCGAGAUCUCCUAAUCGCCACGGUUAAAAUUCAGCGCUCCCAGUCACUCGUCAACUCAGUCUCUCCUCCCGCGAGCAAAGUUUGUCCACAAAAGGAGGAAGUUCUGGAAGUACCAGUUGACGACUCGGACCCGAGCAAAUCUGUCCGAGUAGGCGCAUUUCUACCCGACGAGAUGCAACAGAAGAUCCUCGAGUUCCUUAAGCAGAACCUGUCCUCAUUCGCCUGGACGAUGUCCGAUAUGAAAGGAAUCGAUCCAGCUAUCACGACUCACGAACUCAAUGUCGACCCCAACUUCAAGCCCAUCCGACAGAAGAGAAGAAAGUUGGGACCGGAGCGGUCUAAAGCAGUCGCAGAAGAAGUUGAGCGUCUACUCGGCGCCGGCUCGAUCACCGAAGUUCGUUACCCGGAAUGCUAUCCGUUACCUAGCAUCGAUCGCCUAGUCGAAUCGACGGCCGGUAACGAGAUGUUGACGUUUAUGGAUGCCUUCUCGGGCUACAACCAGAUCCUAAUGCAUCCGGACGACCGGGAGAAAACUGCUUUCAUCACUGAUCGGGGAACCUACUGUUAUAAGGUGAUGCCAUUCGGGUUGAAAAACGCUGGAGCAACCUACCAGCGGCUUGUCAACCGGAUGUUCGCCGACCAGCUUGGGAAGACAAUGGAAGUCUAUAUCGACGACAUGCUCGUCAAAUCCCUCCGAGCCGACAACCACUUAGCACACUUAAAGGAAUGCUUCGCAAUCCUAAACAAGUACGGGAUGAAGUUGAAUCCCGCAAAGUGCACCUUUGGCGUCUCCUCGGGUGAAUUCCUUGGUUACAUUGUCACGCAACGAGGAAUAGAAGCUAACCCGAAACAGAUCUCAGCAGUCCUAAAUCUCCCCAGUCCGAGAAACUGCCGUGAGGUGCAGAGACUAACAGGACGCAUCGCCGCACUUAAUCGCUUUAUCUCCCGAUCUACUGACAAGUGUCUCCCCUUCUAUGAUCUCCUCCGAGGGAACAAGAAGUUCAUCUGGGACGACAAAUGCGAGGAUGCAUUCGUUCAACUCAAGCAGUACUUGAUGACUCCUCCCGUCUUGGCCAAACCGGACGUAGGAGACGUCCUCUCUCUCUAUAUCGCUGUCUCCUCAGCGGCUGUCAGUAGCGUCCUAAUCAAAGAGGACCGUGGCGAGCAACGUCCGAUAUUUUACACGAGCAGACGGAUGACCGGUCCGGAGACCAGAUACCCAACCCUCGAUAAACUGGCUCUGGCCGUCGUUGAUUCUGCAAGGAAAUUACGACCCUACUUCCAAUCACACUCUAUUGAAGUGUUGACCGACCAACCGCUCCGCACUGUCCUGCAAAAUCCCAACAGAGCCGGCCGGUUGACUAAGUGGGCAAUCGAGCUAAGCGAGCUUGAUAUUACGUACAAAUGCCGAACAGCCGCCAAAUCUCAGGUCCUCGCCGACUUCCUUGUCGAGCUCACACCAGAUCUUGCACAAGACCUCGACGUCCCAAGCCCCAAUUGGAUUCUUCAUGUCGAUGGAUCAUCAACAAGCAAAGGAUCCGGUGCGGGAGUCCAGCUUCAAUCGCCGACGGGAGAACUCAUUCGCCAGUCUUUCAGUUUCGGCUUUCCGGCCUCUAACAACGAAGCAGAGUACGAGUCGUUGAUCGCCGGUCUCCGUCUCGCCCAAGCCGUCAAAUCCAAACGCUUGAGUGCUUAUUGCGACUCACAGCUCGUCGCUAGCCAGUUCAGCGGCGACUAUGAUGCUCGCAAUGAUAGAAUGGAUGCGUAUCUCCGGGUGGUUCAGGGGCUUGCUAGGGAAUUCGAUUUCUUCGAACUCACCAAGGUUCCCCGAGGAGAGAACGUUUGCGCCGACGCCUUAGCCGCACUCGGGAGCAAACUCCACGACCAGGUCAGGAGGACGAUACCCAUACACCGAAUUGAUCGACCGAGCAUCGAUCCUGCUUCCGACGAAAGCCUUCCCAUCGCUCCAAUCUUUGCGACAACGAGACAAUCCACCACCGAUCAAGCUGACACUGAGAUGCCCGAUCAUGACGACACCCCAGUCGAUUGGCGAGCCAAGUUCCUAGAUUAUCUCAUACGUGAAGAACUGCCAAAAGAUAAGUGGGCAGCGAGACGCCUGAAGAGACGCAGCGCCCACUACGUCAUCAUGAACGACGAACUUCACCGAGUAACCGCGAACAAGGUCCUCUUAAAGUGCAUCCAGGGCGAUGAAGUGCGACGAGUAAUGGCUGAAACUCACGACGGAGCAGGAGGAAACCACUCGGGAGGCCGAGCUCUUGCCCUUAAAGUUCGAAGCCUGGGAUUCUUUUGGCCAUCUAUGAAUACCGACUGCGAAGCAUACGCCCGUCGGUGUGACAAAUGCCAGCGUCACGCUCCGAGCAUCCACAGUCCCACCGAGCUGUUGCGGACAUCUGCCGCCCCUUAUCCGUUCAUGCGGUGGGGAUGGACAUCAUCGGGCCAAUGCCGAACUCACGCCAACGUAACAGACAAGGAAGUCCGCACCUUCGUCUGGAAGAACAUCAUCUGCCGCCAUGGUUUACCAUACGAGAUCAUAACGGACAAUGGCUCUCAGUUCAUGUCCGGAAACUUCAAAGAGUUCUGCAACAAGUGGAAUAUCCGCCUAAGCCCUUCAACUCCCCGAUACCCGCAAGGAAACGGACAGGCGGAAUCCUCCAACAAGAUUAUCAUCGAUGGAAUCAAGAAGCGACUCGACCUAAAGAAAGGCCAUUGGGCCGACGAACUGGACGGUGUCCUCUGGUCGCACCGAACGACUCCUCGUGGUGCGACCAAAUCCACCCCUUUUCUCUUGCUUACGGGAUGGAAGCAAUGGCCCCCGCGAAGUUAA